UACCGGUUCGUCCUCGAGCAGCAGCACUCGCGCACCAUGAGGAGCUUUUCCGAGAUACUCGAGCAAACGACACACGAGUGGCCGAACGUGCCGGACGAGACGUACUGGGCCUUGGUGUCCCUGCCCUUCCUGACACUGGUGGCAUGCUGCGUCUGGCUGCGAGUGGUGUGGCCUUGCCCGACUCGCGACAACAACCUUAAGGACUUCACGCCUGCGACGCUGCUCGGCGACGCCGGCGGCGGAGGCAGCGUCACCGAGAGGAGCGCGCUGCAAGACGCCUCCAAUGGCGGUUAUUACUCGGUGGAGAAUGGGCGGGGGAACAGUCCCGGGAACGGAGCCGGCAAGGGCUUGCCCAGUGGAAACAGCUACACCUCCACCGGGUCUACAGGGACAAACAAGUCGGUGAUAGAGGCCGGCGAGGUCGCGGGGGACUAUUCCUUGGACUGGAAGGGCACAUUCGACAUGACGCUGGUGCAGGUGACGGUGGCCUGGUUGGCAGUAAACAUCGGGCUCACGCUGUGGAUCCAGCCGACCCUGUUCCAAAACGCAGAAUUCUGGGUGCUACAGGUCCCUAAGCUAGCGUGCAUGAUAGCGGUGUCUAUUUUGGCCGGCUCCCUGUGCCGGUACUUCUGCCCCGCGGACGACACGGGGUAUAUCAUGACAUCCAAGAACUCGUGGUUCAAGGUGAACUACACCCGAAAGGUGCAGCAUUUCGCCGCCUACCUGGUACCCCUGCUCUUCCGGCCUUCUCCUGACUGUCACUGCACCGGGACCCUUGAGCUGAGCUGGGGCGUAUGGGUGACGUUGAUCGGCUUCUUGGUGAUGAUCAAGCCCAUCCGAGAGGCUGUCCCGCUCUUCAUGCUGCAGUUCAACGGACUCGACCGCCCGGAGGACCGCCCGCACACGCUGGAAUGGAUCAUUAAGUACAACAUCUGGCCCGGGGAGAUAAUGAUCGUCUUCUUCGCCCACCUCUUCCGGCAGUCCUACCAGCGCGACCUCGUCUACAUCCUCGUUUUCGUGACCGGGGUAGGCGACGGCCUCGCCGAGCCGGUGGGCAUUUGGCUGGGGAAGCACAAGUACAUGGUGCGCAGCUGUGACGCCGACAAGUACUACGAGCGUUCUUUCGAGGGCUCGUGCUGCGUCUUCAUCGUGACCGUGGCGACAAUCAUCAUGGUCUUCACGUCGUUUGCCACGUUCUGGCAGUUCCUGGUGGCCCUGCUGACGCUGCCGAUGGCUUUGACGCUCGCCGAGGCGUUUUCGCCGCACACCAUGGACACCCCGUUCAUCAUGGGUGUCGGCGGUGCGAUGCUUUACGCCAUCAUCAAGUUGCUCUAGGACGUGGCACAGCGUUAGUGGCCCUCAACAGCGCCGGUUGAAUAACGCCGGUGGUGGCCCUGCCGAAGCGUCGGUGGAACAUGUGGGCACCGACCUUCUGAAUCACCAAGUAAUUCUGUACAUUGGAUAGCUCCGGUCCCUCUGAAUAGCGUCUGUCGAUUCGGCGGGCAGAUUCCGGUGUUAUGGAGGGCACACUGCUACUACUGUAGGGGCUUAACGAUACUACUUCGCACCAUCGCAGGGGCUCACGGGAAGCGGGAGAGAAUGCUAAACAGGUUUGCAGGCUACCGCGUAGAAAGGCACAUAUCAUCGAUUUGGGGAGGGGGAGGGGAGAGAGAGCACGUUGUCAUGAACGGCGGAAGCCGUCAGGCAGCGACAAAUAUAUGGGGGUAAAAAGACGAUCACGUUUUUCUAGUCAUAAAAAAUAGUUGUGCCGACGUGUGCGUGUGCGCCGUGUGUGUGUUUGUUGGUUUAUGUCGGCCGCGUUAACCGGCUGACCAAUGAAAAUGCGUCAAUUCCAGCGGGAAAAAACAAGGUCCCUGGAAGAGGACCAAAGUAAAGAGCGUGUGCGUGUGCACACAUGUUUGUAGUCGUUGCUACGGUCGUGUUCGCCUUCGAGGGAAAGGCCUUCGUUGAGCCUUGGUGCCGUAGACGACCGUAGAAGCAGACGGCAGGACAAAGUUCGCGAGACGUUGGGAGCUUUCAGUUGCCUGUCGGGA
Molecule: messenger RNA, 2054 nt
Organism: Ectocarpus siliculosus
Lineage: Eukaryota; Phaeophyceae; Ectocarpales; Ectocarpaceae
Source: the annotation of a GenBank genome assembly